Messenger RNA from Rosa rugosa (rugosa rose), 742 nucleotides. Its product is annotated as BON1-associated protein 2-like. The record is from RefSeq and is a predicted model, not a curated record. NCBI's taxonomy places the organism in Eukaryota, Viridiplantae, Streptophyta, Magnoliopsida, Rosales, Rosaceae. Bases 75 to 611 code for a protein of 178 amino acids. The transcript has a single exon.
UACUCUCACUAGUUCAGUAGUUCUCAACAAAUUUUCUUAGCAGAAGUAAUUCAUCAAAAAUUCAUUUCAACACCAUGACGUCUCGAUCUGUAGAAAUCACUGUUCUCUCCGCAGAAAAUCUGCAAUCAAACAGAAAACCCUUCAAAAAAAACUCCUUCGUUACUGUGCGGACCGACGCUGCCGUAUCCACCUCCAAGUUGUACCGGACGGCGGAGACUGACUGCGAAGGCGGCGGUCCAAGGUGGAACGAGAAGAUUGAGGUCGAACUUCCGGCGCAGGCUAGGAAUCUGAUAUUGGAAGUACAAUGCAAGAACGGUGCAAGGACGAUCGGAGCGGCGAGCAUUCCGGUGUCGGACUUCAUCUGCGGGUGGGUGCCUGAGAACUACUUGCAUUUUCUGAGUUAUACGUUGAGGGAUGAGAGAGGAGUGAGGAAUGGGAUUAUUAAUAUCUCGGUGAGCAUGAAGGUUCCGGAAGGUUUGAUGUCGACGUACGCGAGGAAGGUGACGAGUGGGUGUGCUACGACGUCGUCGCAGACCAAGGUGGGGUGUCCGGCGGUGGAGAACAGUGGUGUUGCAAUUGGGGUUCCGCUGAAUUGGAAUAGCUAUCCUUGAGUUCAAUAUUAGCUGUUGUUAUUGAUCACAAUAUGACAAACUGAUCAUAAUCAAGGAAAUUUAUUUAUAUGCUCCAAUUUGUCUCUUUUUUUUUUUUUUUUUGGUUACAUCCAAAUUUGUCUCGUUAAUGC